AGAUGCUGGUUGCCGCUGUCAGGCUUCUAAUUCUGUCUCUGCCGUGGGGGAGCGGUGUGGACAUUGUCAGAGAACAACCAGAACAGGUCCAUCUGUCCCUCACCGGUGACCCCAAUUCCAUGACUGUGACCUGGACGACAUACAGCUGGACCCCCUCUAUAGUGGAGUACAGCGCCCUGCCAGGGCCACCCUCCUUCAACACGACAGCGCAUGGCAAUGCCAGCCAGUUUGUGGAUGGAGGCUGGAUGCGCCGGUCCAUGUACAUCCACAGAGUCACCCUGCGUGACCUCCGAGCCGGCGGGAGAUACGUUUAUCAUUGUGGCAGCGAGCGUGGUUGGAGCCCCACGUUUUACUUCCGGGCUACUCUAGGCGGUUCGUCGUGGGGUCCACGCCUGGCUGUGUUUGGGGAUAUGGGAAACGAGAACGCCCAGUCCUUGUCUCGUCUCCAGAAAGACACGCAGAUGGACAUGUAUGACGCCAUACUUCACGUUGGAGACUUUGCAUACGACAUGGACAAGGAUAACGCUCGAGUGGGCGAUGAGUUUAUGCGGCAGAUUGAGUCAGUGGCAGCGUACGUUCCCUACAUGACUUGCCCAGGAAACCACGAAGAGGCCUAUAACUUCUCCAAUUACCGUAACCGUUUCACGAUGCCGGGCGACACCGAGGGUCUGUGGUACAGCUGGGACCUGGGCCCUGCACACAUCAUCUCGCUCUCCACGGAGGUUUAUUUCUACCCAAAGUACGGGAAGGAGCUGGUCGGGGAGCAGUUUGAAUGGCUGCAGAGAGAUCUUCAGGAGGCCACCAGGCCGUCUCGGCGAUUGGAGCGGCCCUGGAUUAUCACGAUGGGUCACCGUCCCAUGUACUGCUCCAACAAUGACCAGGACGACUGCGUGCAGCACGAGAGCGUGGUUCGCACCGGCCUUCCUGGUGGGCAGUACGGUUUGGAGGACCUGUUCUUUAAAUUCGGGGUAGAUUUAGAGAUCUGGGCACAUGAGCACUCCUACGAGCGGCUGUGGCCAGUGUACAACCACACGGUUUAUAAAGGAUCCCCAGAAGCUCCAUAUACAAACCCUGGAGCUCCGGUGCACAUCAUAACGGGGUCUGCGGGCUGUAAAGAGAGGCUGGAUCCUUUCAUCCCUUCGGAGCGGCCGUGGAGCGCACUCAGGGUUGAAGAUUACGGAUACACUCGGAUCUCCAUCACUAACAAGACCCACAUUCACAUCCAGCAGCUCUCCGACGAUCAGGACGGGCAAAUAGUUGAUGACUUUUGGCUGGUUAAGGACAAGCGGUGAGGACGGUCGGGUGCUCUUUUCCCUCGUCUGGAAAUCUUCUGUGGUAGCAUGCCUGUGAUCGCCAUGGGACACUCACUGGAUGUCUUCCUCUGUGGUAACCUGUCUAUGGUCACCACAGGACUCUCACUGGAUCUCUUUCUCUGUGGUAGUCUGUCUGUGAUCACCAAGGGGCACUCGCUGGAUCUCUUCCUCCCUGGUAGCCUGUCUAUGGAUCUGUUUCCACGGUAGCCCGUCUGGUUAUGGGACACUCGCUGGAUCUCCUUCUCUUUCCAAUUUUGCAAUAAACUAGGGGAAAAAAAUACUUCAUGACCCCAGAACGGCAGUCAGAUCUCUCCUCGGAUCAAGAAGCUGUUUCCCCAUAAUUUAAAAAUUAUAUGCCUGAAUGUUAUGUUUUUGCCGGGAAUUCAUCCAGCUGCUGUUUAAAUGUCUGUAUGGAGUUUGAUAAAAUUACCUCUGCAGGCAGAGAA
This is a messenger RNA of Spea bombifrons (plains spadefoot toad), 1759 nucleotides long. It is a transcript of the gene ACP7, whose product is annotated as acid phosphatase 7, tartrate resistant (putative). The transcript is spliced from 13 exons. NCBI's taxonomy places the organism in Eukaryota, Metazoa, Chordata, Amphibia, Anura, Pelobatidae. The coding region runs from base 3 to 1292 and encodes 429 amino acids. The record is from RefSeq and is a predicted model, not a curated record. Gene Ontology annotation, molecular function: metal ion binding; acid phosphatase activity.